GUGCGGGAGGUGCCGCGGCGGGAGCGCUGGCGGACGCGCGGCGAGGGGCGGAGGAGCGCGGGCAGCAUGGGCUGCAGCGUGUCCCAGCCGGCAGAGGACCAGAGACGGGUGCCCGUGCCCAAGAAGGGCUGGGAAGAGGGAGCCCAGGCUGAUGCCCCCAUCACUGACUCCAGGGAGAAUCGCAGCCCCCAUAUCGAAGCCACACUGCCCAAGGACACUGUGCACAAGGCAGAAGACCAGGGACAAGCUCAGAUGGGAAGCUUACCGGGAACUAUUCCAGAAAGUUCUCCGUCUCCGAGUGCCAGAAAUGGAAGAGUACAUUCAGACUCGGUGACCAAUGGAUUCAUCAAUAAGCCCCAACCCCUGGAGAAUCGAGAGCGACAAAAGUCAUCUGACAUCCUGGAGGAACUGAUUGUUCAAGGAAUAAUACAAAGCCACAGCAGAGUAUUUAGAAAUGGAGAGUCAUACGAUGUCAUGGUGGACACAACUGAAAAGCCACUGAGAAAGCCACCAGCCAGACUGAAAAAACUUAAGAUCAAAAAGGAAGUAAAAGAUUUCACAAUGAAGGAUAUAGAAGAGAAGAUGCAGGCGGCAGAGGAGCGUCGGAAGAUUAAGGAAGAAGAAAUAAGAAAGAGGCUACGGAGUGACCACCUUUUGCACGCAGCCAGUCAUUCAGAUUCCACUGAAAUGGGUGGGGCUGAGGUUCCCCUCGUGAAAGGGCUUCAGACCACGAGCGCUGCUGCGUUUGAACCACCUGUCCUGCAAGGAGGAGAGCCACAGAAGAGGAAGAGUAACAGUGAGGCAGUCCCAAUUGAUGGAAACUACUGUUUUGAAAGUUUUGGAGUCGUGGAGUCAGACAUGUCCUACAACCAAGAGGAUGACAUAUUCUAAUAAGCCAUUUUUUUAUGUUAACUUCAUAAAAAGAAAUCUAUGUCUCAUAUUCCUUGACUGUGUGACCUCACCUGUAGAUUUCUGGGGCUGCCUUUGCAAUGGUGAUCUGAGACUGAUGUUGGUUGAGUGAAUUAAAUGACUACAUGUAUGCAAGCACACACAUGCAUGUGCACACAUGCGCACACACACACACACAGGAAAAAGAAACAAUAGGUCUGACCAGCUUAGAUUAUUAUGAGGUUGGUAUUCUCCCACAAUAUGGCUUUAAAACCCCCUUUUUUUUAGAUGACUUUAAUUUAUGAAUCCCGUGCAGCUUUCUAUAUUGUGAAUGUAUCUGUGCCAAAUGAAAUUCUUCUUUUUUAGCUCCUGACAUUGGGCUGUGUCCACUGAUGUCCUUUACAACAAAAUUGAAUGCAUUUGUAAAGUAUUUUAACAAUCCAUGUACUUUUUAAGUAUUUGUUUAAGUUUUUUUAAUCGUGCUGUCAAAUAAUAAAGCACUACCUUGAAGUUAGUUGAAUUACAGUUUCAUCUGUGU
Sciurus carolinensis (gray squirrel) is the source of this 1426-nucleotide messenger RNA. RefSeq names its product stathmin domain containing 1 (gene Stmnd1). Gene Ontology annotation, biological process: regulation of microtubule polymerization or depolymerization; microtubule depolymerization; neuron projection development. NCBI's taxonomy places the organism in Eukaryota, Metazoa, Chordata, Mammalia, Rodentia, Sciuridae. The record is from RefSeq and is a predicted model, not a curated record. The coding region runs from base 67 to 891 and encodes 274 amino acids. Gene Ontology annotation, cellular component: cytoplasm; neuron projection. Gene Ontology annotation, molecular function: tubulin binding. The transcript has 5 exons.